UCAGAAUUGGCGAAUCCCAUCCUUUUUUUCUCGGGACGCGCGUAAUGUCAGAGCGCCCUUUUUCUCUGUAAAAAACCCAAAGCCGACAAACUAAAACACGGAUUUACUUUUGUAUUUAGCCGCGUUCUGUUCUGUCCUGUUCCCAACUAUGUUUUCAGCUCACCUUCAAAGCUUCAGAAGCCGCUGAUUCGCGAUUCUGCAUUUUCUUGUUGCCAUUUCUGUUGUUUUUGCUGUUUGUUCGGUAGUUGGGAAUCAGUUGAGAAAUGGAAGAAGAAGUUGCUUCGGGUUCAUCCUCGUCAGCGUCUCGGAUAGUACGAUGCCCAGAUUGUGGAAAUGUCCUCCCUGAGUUGCCGGACUUCUCUGUCUCCCUGUGUGGCAGUUGCGGCGCCGUUCUCCGAGCAAAAUGGAAAGGGCAUGUGAAGGGUGGAUUGUCGCCAGACAUAUCUGAUGAUGAAAAAGGUGGGGUUGUUACUAGUAAAAGGGGCAUUGCAAUGGGUUCAAACAAUGUUUCUGAAACUGAAGGGAAUAGGAAAUUGGAGUUGGGUAAUUGUUCAACUUCAAGAUCUGAGAAUGGGGAUUUUUUGGCUAGAAGUGGAAAGCGAAAUCCAAUUUCGGUUCGUACUAGGGUUGAGAAGUCUAUGAGGGAUAGGUUAAGCGAUAGAGAUGAAUAUGGCUCUUCCAUAGACGAGGAGCUCGAUCUUGAUGAUUGGGCUUGCAGGAAUGAUGCUCGGAUGGAUAUAGGUGAUGGUAGAUAUGGAAGCAAACUUGAAGAGAUCCGGCCUCCUCGUGUGGGGCCGUUUGGUUCUAGAAUUGGUAACGAGAAAUGGGGCGGGGAAAGGAAUGGCAGUGCCAUGGAUGUUGCUAGGCAGAAGAGGGGUAUGAACUUUGCACCUCUAGAGGAGGGGUCUCUCGAUUAUGUCAUGCGUUCUUCUUAUGGCGCUGGUGACUAUAGGAGAUACCAUGAAGACGGUUUCAAUGGUUUUACUAGAGUUGCGGAUUUGGAGAGUGAUAGAGCUGAGCUACUCAGGAGGAUUGAUGAAUUGAAGGAUCAACUUAGCCAAACUUGUGGUGAUGUAGCUGAGAAUCCUAAAGAAAGGAUUGCCAUUGAACCAAGGAUGGCUUCAAAAACGCCAUUUGACCCUUAUAGAAGCCGUGAUGUGUAUAGGCAAGGCUUGUUUGGUGCAAACAAGCAACCCCCCCGUGAUCAAGGCUGUCAUGUUUUGGGACCUCCCUACAUCUAUGAUGUUGCCGAGGAUGUUCCUUACAAGGGUAGACACGGUUCAAUCGUGCAAGAUUCUUAUUCUGUAACACGCUACAGGCAUGGAAAGGUAGAGUAUGAUAAUGCCUACUAUGAACAAGUGAACACAAGGGCUUACCAGCCAUAUCCAUGUUUUCCACAAAUGUAUCAUAAUGAAUACCCUGAUCCCUUAAUGGAUGUAAAUCCACAUCCGUUAAGACUAAAUCCGCACAAAAGCCCUUUUCAUAGACCGUCGUGCUCUUGUUCACAGUGCUUCAACCAAAACCCGAAAGUUUCUCCUCUGAUCCCACCUCCGGCUUUUGGGAACCAAAGGUCACACGACCCUGCCAAUCCCGUUUUAUAUCCACCAGAGAUUUCUGCCGCACAUAAUCAACAGUGGCAUAGAAGAGGCUCGGGGGGUCAUGCUCAAGAAAAGUUUGAUGUUGGCCACCAAAACUCUCCAAGAAAGGCGGUGAUUGCCCAUGGGAGUGGGCGAGUAUGUCGAGCUAUAUCAGGUGGUGCUCCUUUCAUAACAUGUUGCAACUGCUUCGAACUAUUGAAACUGCCCUGGAAAGUUGGGAUGAUGGGGAAGAACCAGAACAAAAUGAGAUGUGGAGCCUGUUCUUAUAUAAUGUUAUAUGAACUUAGUAGUAAGGGGAUCACUUUAUCAGUUCCCCAACAAAUUGCGAAAUUGUCUGCUGAUGGCUCGGGUGACAUUCCAAGCGAAAGCUUUGAGAAUUCUCAUGGUAGCAUGAACCCGUGCUCUAAUUAUGAUGACCAUAGCUAUGAGUUCUCCGAUACUAAGGUUGAGCCACUUCCAGCUAACCUGAAAUCAAUCUCUGAUGAAUCUGGAAAGAGGCAGGAUGCUCGUUCGUUGUCAUCUAGUUUCUCUGAACCCGAGAAGAACCCAGAGGUAAUGGUUGGAAAAGACCAUUCUCUCUCUGUGGGAUUGCCCUCCAAAGACGAUGUGCCUCUACCCCUUUCAAAUUCUCCUCUCCAUCAUAAUGUCUCUUCAGAUGAUGUGGGUGACGGAUAUAUUAUGGUAAGUAAAUGGUCCAGCGAGAACGAAGGGCAACAGAAUUCUAUGGAAGAUGCACCCGUGGAAACUGUGAUGGACAUAUCAAUCAAUGAAUCUAUAAAUAGCAGUGUAUCUCAGGAAUUCUUUGCAGGACUUGUAAAGAGUAGAACUGAAGAAUUAUCAAAGUGUAAUCAGAAUUCAGAAGACAGAAGAUCAAAUGUGUUUGUUAACGGGCAACUUAUACCAGCCUGUGAAGUUAAACGGGCAGAAGAUUUAGCUGGACCAAUUCAGAUAGGUGAUUACUGGUAUGAUGUUCGAGCUGGUUUUUGGGGUGUGAUGGGUCAUCCUUGCCUUGGAAUCAUUCCUCCAAAUAUUCCAGAGUUCGACUUUCCCAUGCCAAAAAAUUGCGCUGCUGGAAAUACUGGUGUGUUCGUGAAUGGGCGUGAGCUUCAUCAGAAAGAUCUAAAUCUUCUUUCUAGCAGAGGUCUUCCAAUCACCAAAAACAAGUCAUAUCGGGUUGAGAUAUCUGGAAAAGUUAUGGAUGAACAAACGGGAGAAGAACUAGAAAGCCUUGGCAAACUUGCCCCGACGGUUGAGAGAGCAAAACAUGGGUUUGGCAUGAAAAUACCCAAAUUCAUUGCAGAGAAAUCGUAUUAGCUGAUGAAGCUGCUCCAGUUCCAAUCCUUAAAGUAACACUCCUUGUCUUAGAACAUGAUUCAGAUACUGCAAAUAUGUGGUUAGUUUGUAAUUAUGGACUUGUGUCUUGCUGUUAGACCAUUUAGAUGUUUCAUUUGAGUUGAAUUGUACAGAUAAGUUUGUGAAUGAACUGUGAAACUUAAGACAUAGGAUUAGGAACCUCAAUUGUCAGAUGCCUCCAUUGCUUUGUGCAGUCUGUAGUGGUUUUUUCAUGUCUUUUAUUUUUAUUUUAUUUUUUUCUUCCAAGUUUUCA
Molecule: messenger RNA, 3204 nt
Organism: Ipomoea triloba (trilobed morning glory)
Lineage: Eukaryota; Viridiplantae; Streptophyta; Magnoliopsida; Solanales; Convolvulaceae
Exons: 5
Coding region: 264-2912 (882 amino acids)
Biological process (GO): regulation of defense response to fungus
Source: RefSeq, a predicted model, not a curated record